GCCGGGUAAAUUUAAUGACCUGUAUAUAAAUAAUGUGUUGUAAUUCUGUUUGGCCAAAAUUGGUGGCAAUAAAAAGUAAAUAGUGUGAGGAUUGAAAUAUCUUGAUACCCACUUUAGAUAUAAUCAAUCAAUUCAUUUUUGAUAUUGGAUUAUUCUUCAUUUAGUAAGGUUCAAACGUGUUUAAGAAUAUCUGAUAUUGGAAAAUGGCUUUAGUUUCAGCUGCUCCAUAUCUUGCCUUACUUGGAGAAGAAGAUCAAAGUUUGAAAUCAUUUGCCUUAACUUCAUUAAAUGAUAUAGUAGAUCAAUUAUGGGCUGAAAUAGCCAAUAACAUCAGUAAGUUGGAAGAAUUGUAUGAAGAUGAAUCAUUUGAAAAGCGAUCACUUGCAGCAUUAAUCAUUUCUAAAGUUUACUACAAUUUAGGUGAUUUUGAAGCAUCCGUCAAGUAUUCAUUAAAUGCGGGUGAUGAAUUUAAUAUUGAUGAACAUUCCCAAUAUAUUGAGACCAUUAUAAGUCAAUGUAUCAGUUUAUAUAAUACAUUGGCUCAAAAGAAGUAUGGUGAUGAAUCAGUUACCAUUGAUGAAAGAUUAGUUGCUAUCUUUGAAAAAAUGUUGGAAAAAUGUAUCAAGGCUAAUGAAUUAAAAUUGGCUCUUGGUAUUGCAUUAGAAAGUUAUCGUAUUGAUGUUGUGGAAAGAAUCUUAGUUCAUGAAAUCGAAGUAAGUGAAGAAAAUGCCUUAAAUUUAAUCAAUUAUGUUCUCAUUUGUUCAAAUUCAGUGGUUCCAAAUACAAAUUUCAGAAAUCAAGUUUUAAACUUAUUAAUCAAAUUAUUAUUACCAUUAACCAAAAAUCAAGAAUUUUUCACUAUUAUUAAGAUCAUUGUUCAAUUAAAUGAUUCAAAAUUAGCAGCUCAAUUAUUUAAAGAAUUAGUUUCAAAAGGUGAAGAUUUAAUCGCUUACCAAUCUGCAUUCGAUUUAGUUGGUGCUGCUCCUCAAGAAUUAUUAGAUAAUGUUAUCAAUCAAUUAAAUAAGGACUUUGGAGAUUUAACUUCAACUUCUAAGAAAAUAUUAACUAUUUUAUCAGGUGUCCCAACUUGUGAUUUAGAUAUUACUUUCUUAUUUAAGAAUAAUAACACCGAUAUAGCGAUCUUGAAUAAAACUAAAAAUCUUUUGGAAGGAAGAAGUUCAAUCUUCCAUUCUGCAGUUACAUUCUCCAAUGCGUUCAUGCACGCUGGUACUACUGAUGAUUCAUUCUUUAGAAAUAAUUUAGAAUGGUUAGGUAGAGCUAACAAUUGGUCUAAAUUCUCAGCCACUGCUGCUUUAGGUGUCAUUCAUAAAGGUAAUUUAUCCCAAGGUCGUAAUAUUUUAAAACCAUAUUUACCUGGAUCAUCAGGAGCUCCUCAUACUAAAGGUGGUUCCUUGUUUGCAUUAGGUUUAAUCUUUGCUGGACAUGGAAGAGAAAUCAUAGAAUACUUGAAGAAUUAUAUUGAUGAACAUGGUAAUUCGGCAGGUGCUAAUGAUGGUGAUGUUGUUUUACAUGGUGCCGCUCUUGGUGCCGGUGUAGCAGGUAUGGCUUCCGGUAGUGAAAGUCUUUAUGAAGCUCUUAAGGUUGUCUUAUAUUCUGAUUCUGCCAUUUCAGGUCAAGCUGCUGGUUUAGCUAUGGGUUUAGUUAUGCUUGGUUCCGGUCAAGAAACUGCCAUCCAUGAUAUGCUUACUUAUGCUCAAGAAACUCAACAUGAAAAUAUUAUAAGAGGAUUAGCUAUUGGUAUUGCCUUAUUAAACUAUUCUCGUGAAGAAAAAGCUGAUUCAAUUAUUGAAGAAUUAAUGAGUCAAGAAAGUUCUAUAUUGAGAUAUGGAGGUGUAUUCACUAUCUCCUUAGCUUAUGCUGGUACUGCCAAUAAUAAAGCCAUUAAAAAACUUUUACAUCAUGCUGUUUCAGAUCCAUCUGAUGAUGUUAGAAGAGCUGCUGUUCUUGGUCUUGGAUUUUUAUUAAUUCGUGAUUAUACUUCAGCUCCUCAAAUUGUUCAAUUAUUAUCUCAAUCACAUAAUCCACAUGUUCGUUAUGGUACUGCCUUGGCCUUAGGUAUCUCUUGUGCUGGUAGAGCUUAUUCUCCAGCUAUUGAUGUUUUAGAACCAUUAACUAAAGAUCCUGUUGAUUUCGUUAGACAAGGUGCUUUAAUUGCUACAGCUAUGAUUUUAAUCCAACAAAAUGAAGUUUCAUAUCCAAAAGUUAAAGAAUUUACUAAGAGAUAUGCUGAUACUAUAAAAAAUAAGCAUGAAGAUGCUUUAGCUAAAUUUGGUGCUACUUUAGCUCAAGGUAUUAUAGAUGCUGGUGGUAGAAAUGUUACUAUUAAUUUAGAAAAUUCUCAAACUAGUACAUUAAAUAUUAAAGCCAUUGUUGGUUUAACUGUGUUUGUUCAAUCUUGGUACUGGUUCCCAUUGGCACACUUUUUAUCAUUAUCAUUUGCUCCAACUGCUGUGAUUGGUAUUACUGGAGAUUUAAAGAUUCCUAAAUUUGAAUUAAAUUGUCAUGCCAAACCUGAAUUAUUCCAAUAUCCUCCAAAACAUGAAGAAAUUAAGGAAAAACAACCAGAUAAGAUUGCAACUGCCGUUUUAUCAACUACAGUUAAAGCCAAAACUAGAGCUAAGAAGAAGCAAGAUUUAAAAGAUGAAACUGAUGGUAAGAAGGAUGUUGAAAAAAUGGAAAUUGAUGAAGAAUCUAAACCAGAAACUGAAGUUAAAGUUGAAGAAUCAAAAGAAGAAAAGCCAGCUGAACCAGCUAGUAGUGAACAAGCUCAAGUACGUUAUGCCAAAACUCCAUAUAAAAUUUCAAAUCUUUCAAGAGUAUUACCUGUUCAAUCGAAUUAUCUUUCAUUUAUAAGAGAUGAUAGAUUUGUACCAGUAAGAAAAUUCAGAGGUUCAAGUGGUAUAGUAGUAUUAGAAGAUACUAAACCUGAAGAAGAAGUUGAAUUGAUUAAGACCGUAAGACAAUUGAAUACUACUGAUGCUCCAUUACCAGAAGCAUUCACUUUAAGUGCUGAAGAUUUGAGAGAACUUGAUGAUGAUUAUUAAACUUAGAAUAUGUGUAUAAUUACAUAAUAAAACUACAAA
Scheffersomyces coipomensis is the source of this 3104-nucleotide messenger RNA. RefSeq names its product proteasome regulatory particle base subunit (gene RPN2). Gene Ontology annotation, biological process: regulation of protein catabolic process; proteasome-mediated ubiquitin-dependent protein catabolic process. The record is from RefSeq and is a predicted model, not a curated record. Gene Ontology annotation, cellular component: proteasome storage granule; nucleus; proteasome complex. The transcript has a single exon. The coding region runs from base 204 to 3065 and encodes 953 amino acids. Lineage: Eukaryota; Fungi; Ascomycota; Pichiomycetes; Serinales; Debaryomycetaceae. Gene Ontology annotation, molecular function: enzyme regulator activity.